CAAUGUUACAAUAGUCAAUUUUGAUAACGAGUGGAUACAGAUGACAUGGGCAGCUAUUGAAAAUUUUCCUGGCAAGAAUGUGACUUUCCUCUAUCAAUAUGACAAAGACCCUUGGAAGCAAUGCCCCAGCUAUUUACUGGACCAAGGUUACAAUGAUGGAUGUCUGUUUAAGACAGAGAAGCCAUCCCUUGCCAUCUCUAUCAAGGAUAAGAAUGGAAGUGAAGAACUUUUCCACAAAAAGCUACAAACCAAUUUUUUUAUAAAACCUAGUCCACCUGAAAAUGUAACCUUCCUUUGGAAAGACAAUAGAGUUACUGUCACCUGUAGCAAACCAAAGACAUCAAAGCGGUGCUUGAAGCUUGAAUUUCAAUACAGAAGCAAGUUUGAUACGGAGUGGCAGUCUAGAAAAUCUCCGUGUUGUAGUCUUGAAGAUCAAGGAUUUGAUCCAGAGAAGUGCUACUCCUUCCGGGUCAGACUGGAAAGGCUAUAUCCCACCUGCAAUGUAGUUCAUUAUGCCAGUGAAUGGGGAGCUGUAACGUUUUGGAGUAAUGGUAAAAUGUUAGAAUCAUGUGCGGAUGAUAUAAAACCUUUGUCAGAUGCCAUAAUCCUCUUAAUAUUUUUGCUGGUGAUCUUUCUCAUAAUAUUCAUCCUCCUGAUUUUUCUGUGCAAAUGGCAAAGAUUUCAGAAGUCAAUUAUGCCAGUGAUACCAGAUCCAAAAUAUAUAUUUACUGACCUCUUCACUGAUCACAAUGGAAAUUUACAGGAAUGGUUUGACAAAACGGAGAAUGCAAUGGUCCAAGCAAAGAUGGAAUGUGAAGAGCAGGAGUGCAUCAUUGAGGAGGAAAGGGUGCAAGAGAAAAAGAAGGAUGUUAAAGGGGAAGCUAAACAAAGGCUUUGUGAGUUGCCAAACAUGCAUGAAAGAGAUUAUCUAAAUUUUGCUCAAAACACCUGCCUACCACCAACGUCCAGUGAUAUGGUUUCUUUGGAGAGUUUUAAGUUUUUAAUGAAUGAAGACAUGUAUGUCAUGUUAUGA
Messenger RNA from Alligator sinensis (Chinese alligator), 1033 nucleotides. RefSeq names its product cytokine receptor-like factor 2. The coding region runs from base 41 to 1033 and encodes 330 amino acids. Gene Ontology annotation, biological process: cytokine-mediated signaling pathway. Gene Ontology annotation, molecular function: protein binding; cytokine receptor activity. The record is from RefSeq and is a predicted model, not a curated record. Gene Ontology annotation, cellular component: external side of plasma membrane. The transcript is spliced from 7 exons. NCBI's taxonomy places the organism in Eukaryota, Metazoa, Chordata, Crocodylia, Alligatoridae.